CUUAAAAAUAGUAGGUCUAUUUACGUCAGUUGCUAAAAAUAGAAACUGAAGUGCGCACCUUGAAGAUAAUAAUAUAAGCUAACAGAACUGUUUGUCUUACGCUUUUACUACAAGGUCAAUAUAUUUCCCAAUCAAGUUCUUCAAAUUUCUGGAAGCUAAUGUCCAUGCUAUAUAAGUUCCCGACAUUUCGUGUUGAGUACAUUAGCAAGGAACUUCUCUAACGUAUGUGGCAAGUCAUAUCUGCAAAGCCCAGCUGGGGAACUGAAACAUUCGUCGAUCUUAUUGAUUAUUGGUCAGCCGAGAAGAGAGGCACAAACAACCGACAACAUGCCAACCAUUCCACCACCAGGAGAUCUGAGAGAGCUGAAAUCUCUGGCUUCCCCACCCAAGGCUGUGAUGCAAGUCUUCUCGGCUCUUUUGGCACUACUGGGCCACAAGAAAAGCGACGCAGAGGUCAAAGAGACGGUGAGCUCUCUCCCUUCAGAACUGACAGCUGAACAACCGACAGAACAGGCGGCUCAACAAUAGAGAGAGAAAGAGAGAGAGAGAGAGAGACAGAGAGAGAGAGAGAGAGAGAGAGAGAGUGAGAGAGAGAGAGCGAGAGAGAGAGAGAGGGGGGGUAGGGAGAGAGAGAAAGAGAGAGAGAGAGAGAGAGAGAGCGAGCGAGAAAGCGUGUGUAUUCUUUUGAGUUUUUCUUUAAAUCUCGCUUCUUGCUUUCCUCUCAAUAAAUCUUGCCUCAAUGAUAAAUAUUUUCCCUAUUCCAACACCCCCCCCCCCUCCCAGAGUCUUGUUCUUAUUGUUCCUACCUGUGGUGUUAACCAUGUUCAUACGUUAUGUAUACAUGUACUUUUUUCAUUGAUUAAAACCAGUGAUAUUUCCAACUUA
This is a messenger RNA of Aplysia californica (California sea hare), 885 nucleotides long. RefSeq lists its product as uncharacterized. Gene Ontology annotation, cellular component: dynein complex. Gene Ontology annotation, molecular function: dynein intermediate chain binding; dynein light intermediate chain binding; minus-end-directed microtubule motor activity. NCBI's taxonomy places the organism in Eukaryota, Metazoa, Mollusca, Gastropoda, Aplysiida, Aplysiidae. The record is from RefSeq and is a predicted model, not a curated record. Gene Ontology annotation, biological process: microtubule-based movement.